This is a messenger RNA of Talaromyces proteolyticus, 2090 nucleotides long. RefSeq names its product putative cyclopropane-fatty-acyl-phospholipid synthase. The record is from RefSeq and is a predicted model, not a curated record. The transcript is spliced from 4 exons. Bases 45 to 1601 code for a protein of 518 amino acids. NCBI's taxonomy places the organism in Eukaryota, Fungi, Ascomycota, Eurotiomycetes, Eurotiales, Trichocomaceae. Gene Ontology annotation, biological process: cellular response to biotic stimulus.
GAUCUCUCAAUUCCCUAGCACCAACGUCAAUUCUCUGCGAGACAAUGGCGAGAGCACACUCCGAGUCCUCUGAGGACUUUGAAUUCAUCGAGACUCCCGCUGCUCCUGCUGCCACCCCUGCCCCUGAGGAUUGUGGAGUUAGGACAACCUCGUAUCCUGCGAUCAAAAAUGCUCCUCUGCCAGCGGACUCCGCAGGCAGCGACAGCUUCUCCAAUGUGCUCCUGAUCAUUCUCCUACUCGGUAUUCCCUACUACCUGGCCCGUCAAGUCUAUGGUGGAUUCUAUACUACAAUCUUCUUCGCCAUCUUCACCUCCAUUCCCAUUUUGGUUGCGUUUUGGACUGUUGCCUCUUCAAUCUCUCCCCGAAAGAAUGAGAAAGCCAAGUACCCUGGCCGCCCCGUCGAGCAUUACUUGCAGUUCCACAGCGAGCAUGACCGUGCCCAGUACCACGGUAAGAGCAAGAUCCCCAUGGCUGUCUUUUACGAGAAGUACUUCAACGGCGAAGUCGACUUCAAGGGUGAUGCUCUUGAUGUGUUGGAGUAUCGACAUGACUGGGCAAACUUCCGUUUCACCUGGUCUUUGUAUAAACAUUUCUUGACUGGCUUCAUUCCUGAGUUGUUGUUCCAUACUCGCUCUCAAGAUGAGGAACAGGUCCGCGACCACUAUGAUCGCGGUGACGAUUUCUAUGCUUGGUUCUUAGGCCCCCGCAUGAUCUACACAUCUGGUAUUAUCAGCGACAUUAACCGAGAGGAAACCCUGGAAGAGCUGCAAGAUAAUAAACUUUCCGUUGUCUGUGAAAAGAUUGGUCUCAAGCCCGGUGACACUGUCCUGGAUCUUGGCUGUGGUUGGGGCACUCUGGCCAAAUUCGCCUCCGUCCACUACGGUGCUCAAGUGACUGGUAUUACUCUCGGCCGUAACCAGACUAAAUGGGGAAAUAAUGGUCUUCGCAAGGCUGGCAUUGAGGAAUCGCAAAGCCGUAUUCUCUGCCUGGAUUACCGUGACGCACCCAGCGUUACCGGUGGCUACAAGAAGAUUACUUGUUUGGAAAUGGCCGAACACGUUGGUGUCCGCCAUUUCAGCAAGUUCCUCUCCCAGGUCUAUGAUAUGCUUGAUGAUGACGGCGUUUUCUUCCUUCAAAUUGCCGGUCUGCGUAAGUCGUGGCAGUACGAGGAUCUCAUCUGGGGUCUUUUCAUGAACAAGUACAUUUUCCCUGGUGCCGACGCCUCCACUCCUCUCGGUUUCGUUGUAGACUCUUUGGAAGGCUCUGGUUUUGAGAUCAAGAGCGUUGAUACAAUUGGCGUCCACUAUUCUGCUACUUUGUGGCGCUGGUACCGUAAUUGGAUUGGUAACCGCGAAAAGGUCGAAGCCAAGUAUGGCAAGAGAUGGUUCAGGAUUUGGGAGUACUUCUUGGCCGCUUCCACCAUCACGUCUCGCCAGGGUGGUGCUACUUGCUGGCAACUUACUCUUGUCAAGAACAUCAAUUCUACUCACCGUGUUGAGGGUAUCAACUCCCAAUAUGGUCUUUCGGGUGCUCGUCAAGCAGCCAUUGAUACUGUCGGUCACGGCAAAGUGCCCAGUGCCCAUGUUCCUACCAAGGAGUAAACCAUAGAGCCGUUCAAUUCACGCGCCAAGUUAUUUUGAAUGCUUAAUCUCUAUUAUAUAAAGCAGACAACUCCUAUCUGUGCAAUUAGGACGACUAUCCUACUCACCCCCGUCCGAACUUUGGGUGUAGGCCCUUAUGCCUAUCUCUAGCCCGAAAAAUUGUUCUUCUUAUUGGGAAAAGCACCCCUAGGUGUAUAUUUCCUACAUGCCUUUUUUUUCUUUCUGUUUCUAAAUAUAGAUAUGUCUGUGAUUAAUUUGUACCAUUUACCUUGUAAUGAGAAGACUGUGACGUGUGACAUGAACUGCUAUUACAAUGUUCGCAAGUGGAGAGGAUGCUUUGAAUGAUUCAAUGUUGUGGAUGUUCAACCAGCUAUCAAUCAAAGACGAAAUAUAGGUAUAAUACCACAAGUAUGUUGCUAAGAAAUAUAAUUGUAUGUAUCAAUCUUUAUAAAACUGCACAUUCUCGAUAACAUUAUGUAGAGUUUUUAG